Messenger RNA from Cottoperca gobio, 3317 nucleotides. RefSeq names its product mucin-2-like. NCBI's taxonomy places the organism in Eukaryota, Metazoa, Chordata, Actinopteri, Perciformes, Bovichtidae. The transcript has 4 exons. The record is from RefSeq and is a predicted model, not a curated record. Bases 39 to 3317 code for a protein of 1092 amino acids.
CUUCAGCUCAUCUGAAGCUGGAGGACGCAUGAAGGAACAUGGACGCCCUGGCUCUGCUUUUAUUCUCACUCAUACUGAGACCCAGCUACACCACUUCUGUCUCCACCAUCUUAUAUUCCUCCACACAUGAACCACUGGGACCAUCCAGCACUGUCUACCCUAUCACAAGUUCCGCCAUCACUGUCACUAAUGAUCGAUUUUCAGGAAAAACCCACCGGACCUCCAGACAAGUCACCUCAGAGCUCCACAGUUCAACAAUUAACGAAGCUUUAACGUCUGUGAACGACGUCUCCAAACUUCGAACCAGGAGGUCUGUAACUGCAGACUUCAGUCCUGAUGUUUCAGCUUCAACAUCUGUGAACGACAUCUCCAAACAUCGAACCAGGAGGUCUGUAACUGCAGACUUCAGUACUGAUGUUUCAGCUUCAACGUCUGUGAACGACGUCUCCAAACUUCGAACCAGGAGGAGGUCUGUAACUGCAGACUUCAGUCCUGAUGUUUCAGCUUCAACGUCUGUGAACGACGUCUCCAAACUUCGAACCAGGAGGUCUGUAACUGCAGACUUCAGUCCUGAUGUUUCAGCUUCAACGUCUGUGAACGACGUUUCCAAACUUCAAACCAGGUCUGUAACUGCAGACUUCAGUCCUGAUGUUUCAGCUUCAACGUUUGUGAACGACGUCUCCAAACUUCGAACCAGGAGUUCUGUAACUGCAGACUUCAGUCCUGAUGUUUCAGCUUCAACGUCUGUGAAUGACGUCUCCAAACUUCGAACCAGGUCUGUAACUGCAGACUUCAGUCCUGAUGGUUCAGCUUCAACGUCUGUGAACAACGUCUCCAAACUUCGAACCAGGUCUGUAACUGCAGACUUCAGUCCUGAUGUUUCAGCUUCAACGUCUGUGAACGACGUCUCCAAACUUCGAACCAGGAGGUCUGUAACUGCAGACUUCAGUCCUGAUGUUUCAGCUUCAACGUCUGUGAACGACGUCUCCAAACUUCGAACCAGGAGGUCUGUAACUGCAGACUUCAGUCCUGAUGUUUCAGCUUCAGUCACAGAGCUGACGGGUCUAAACAGCAGCAACAUAUUCUCCUCAAGUCCGGUUGCGUUCACGAAUUACCUAUCCAGAGACGAAUCAGAGACUUCUUCGGUUAGAAAUGUUUUUCAGCUUGGGACUGAAGCCGAGGCUACAUCAAAGCACCAAGAGCUUUCCACCGCGUCCACCAUCUCUGUUAGAAAUUAUCCUGACUCUGAAACAGUAGUUGUGAAUCUGGUUUCCUCCACAGUUUCCUUCUCAGACACAAACAUUACGGAUCUUCUGGGCUCCUCCAAUGUCACCUCCGAUGUUACUGUUGGUUCACCUUCUGUUUCUGACACAGAUACAACUUAUACAACACAUUCAUCUCCUGACAAGAACCUUCCAUCUGCAUCCACCGCCUCUAAGCCUCCUCCUACAACUGCUUACCUACCUUCAGCCGCAGGUACAACGUCCAAUAUGGAGACACAUCCAACAUCGAACCCUCAAACCCUGCCAACGACCAUUUCCCAAACUUUACCUGUAGUUACCCCACGGCUGAAAAUCUCAGUGAGCACAAUGACUGGAAGACCUCAACGGAUGUCUCUAGGAAGGAUUGCCACCUCAACUCCAACAGUGCCACCUACGGAUCGAACAAACCCACCUGUAACCACAACCAUACCCACUCCCACAUCAAUAACCACAACCAUACCCACUACCACACCUGGAACCACAACCAUACCCACUACCACACCUGUAACCACAACCAUACCCACUACCACACCUGGAUCCACAACCAUACCCACUACCACACCUGGAACCACAACCAAACCCACUACCCAAACCAAACCCAUUACCCCAUCUGGAACCACAACCAUGCCCACUACCCCACCUGGAACCACAACCAAACCCACUACCACACCUGUAACCACAACCAUACCCACUACCACACCUGCAUCCACAACCAUACCCACUACCACACCUGGAACCACAACCAAACCCACUAUCCAAACCAAACCCAUUACCCCACCUGGAACCACAACCAUGCCCACUACCGCACCUGGAACCACAACCAAACCCACUAUCCCAACCAAACCCAUUACCCCACCUGGAACCACAACCAAACCCACUACCACACCUAUAACCACAACCAAACCCACUACCACACCUGUAACCACAACCAAACCCACUACCACACCUGUAACCACAACCAUGCCCACUACCACACCUGUAACCACAACCAUACCCACUCCCACACCUAUAACCACAACCAUACCCACUACCACACCUGGAACCACAACCAUACCCACUACCACACCUGUAACCACAACCAUACCCACUACCACACCUGGAUCCACAACCAUACCCACUACCACACCUGGAACCACAACCAAACCCACUAUCCAAACCAAACCCAUUACCCCACCUGGAACCACAACCAUGCCCACUACCGCACCUGGAACCACAACCAAACCCACUACCACACCUGUAACCACAACCAUACCCACUACCACACCUGCAUCCACAACCAUACCCACUACCACACCUGGAACCACAACCAAACCCACUAUCCAAACCAAACCCACUACCGGACCUGGAACCACAACCAAACCCACUAUCCCAACCAAACCCAUUACCCCACCUGGAACCACAACCAAACCCACUAUCCCAACCAAACCCAUUACCCCACCUGGAACCACAACCAAACCCACUACCACACCUGUAACCACAACCAAACCCACUACCACACCUUUAACCACAACCAAACCCACUACCACACCUGUAACCACAACCAUGCCCACUACCACACCUGUAACCACAACCAUGCCCACUACCACACCUGGAACCACAACCAUACCCACUACCACACCUGUAACCACAACCAUGCCCACUACCAUACCUGUAACCACUACCAUGCCCACUACCACACCUGUAACCACAACCAUGCCCACUACCACACCUGGAACCACAACCAUGCCCACUACCACACCUGGAACCACAACCAUGCCCACUACCACACCUGGAACCACAACUACUUCCACUGCAAACACUAAAACUGCAGCCACAACAACCACAGCCAUAACAACGACCAUCAAAAGCAAAGCUCCCACCACCACCAGUACAACACCUGCAGCUCCAACUACAACCAGAGCAACCACAGCUCAAACCACCACUCCAGGAUCAACCACUACUACACCUUUUGAUGCUAAAGGUCGUCAGAGAAAGUUGGAGCCGGGCAGCAGGAAGGAAGGCAGCAGGGCGGGGGCCGGCCUCUGCUCACAGUGCAGGGAGAGUUUGUCUGUUUAA